Messenger RNA from Leptosia nina, 249 nucleotides. The record is from the annotation of a GenBank genome assembly. NCBI's taxonomy places the organism in Eukaryota, Metazoa, Arthropoda, Insecta, Lepidoptera, Pieridae.
AUGAAUAGUAUAGGCGAAGAGUGUACAGAAUUAAAGAAAAAAUACGAUGAUUGCUUUAAUUCAUGGUUUUCUGAGCGUUUCCUAAAAGGAGAUCACGAUGAUUCUGUAUGCUCGAGCAUUUUUAAAGUUUACCAAGAAUGUGUUAAGAAUGCUAUGAAGCAACAGAAUAUUGAUUUUAAAGAUAUUGAUAAAGACGUUUUGGGUACUGAUAAUGAGUUUAAAGUCCCACCAUCAGAUAACAACAGUUGA